Frieseomelitta varia is the source of this 942-nucleotide messenger RNA. It is a transcript of the gene Smn, whose product is annotated as survival motor neuron protein. The transcript is spliced from 6 exons. Gene Ontology annotation, biological process: mRNA processing. The record is from RefSeq and is a predicted model, not a curated record. Lineage: Eukaryota; Metazoa; Arthropoda; Insecta; Hymenoptera; Apidae. Gene Ontology annotation, molecular function: RNA binding. The coding region runs from base 133 to 888 and encodes 251 amino acids. Gene Ontology annotation, cellular component: cytoplasm; nucleus.
AAAGACUAAAUUUUUAGUUGGUAUGGUUGGUGGUAAUGUCGACAUUGUUUACAUUGUGUUGCAGUGAAAGAGAUAUAACAAAUUAAUUUUUCAGAAACAGAAUCAAUAUUUAAAUAAAGUUAUUUUUGUGAAAUGGCGAAUGAUAUGAAUGUUCUUUUUGUGCGGGGAAAUGGAAACGUUACGAACGAAGACAACGAAGAUGUUUGGGAUGAUAGCGCGUUAAUAAAAGCAUACGACAAAGCUAUAAAUCUAGCGAAAGAGAAAGUUAUCAAACGAAUGGGAUUAGACAUUCAAAAUUCUCAAUUGGAGGAAAAUAUACAAGUAAACCAGCAUACAAAUGAACCAAAGAAGAAAUGGACUGUAGGAGCUCCUUGUCGUGCAAUAUACUCGGAAGAUGGCGUAAUUUAUGAAGCUGUAAUAUUAAAAAUUUUUGAAAACAGAACUUGUAUUGUAAAAUUUAUAGGCUAUGGCAACACGGAGAAAGUGCAGUUGAAUUCUCUUUUGGAAUCGGAAGGUUUACAGAGUCAGGUGGCACAACAGAAGAAAGCUUUGGAAGAGAAAUUUAACGAAGAAAAUGAUGAGACUGGUAAAACAAAUUUUUCUACGAACGAUCCAAAAAAAUAUAACGGAGAAAAAAUGGAUUGUGACUCUGAAGAAACAAGAUCGUACAAACAUCAGUUCGUACCUGGGCCAUCUUUUAAUUCUUUCACUGAUAUAAUGCCACCUGCACCUCCUUUACCACCACAAUUAAUGGCCAAGUUACCAGACAAUGAUGCGGAUGCACUUUCAAGUAUGUUGAUGUCAUGGUAUAUUAGUGGUUUUCAUACAGGUUACUAUCAUGGUUUGAAACAAGCAAGAAGCAAUCAGGAGAAAAGAAAGCAUUGUUGAUCAUGUCAAUUUUUAACUAUGAAACAAUUUUUAUAUAACAAUAAUAUAGGUAUA